CGCACUUUCUCCUCUUCUUGGGUGGUCAUUGCAGUCGUUAAUCUGAAAUUCGGCUUGUAAAAAGUCGGGUUGGACGAAAACGUAGGUACCAGUAUCACUCCAUCUGUAUCUGAGCCGCCGAAUUUUUCCUCGUCCAACCACGUUCCUCCACGGCGAGGAGCACGCAUGCUGGACGGUAGCUGGAUACGACCAUUGGGCCUUGAGAUGAGCAAUGGCUAUCACGAGAUUCUGCUCCGCAGGCGUACCUUGGGAGACUGCAGAGGAGUACCAGAAAGAAUGCCCAUGUCUCACUGAAGACAAGUUCAUGCAAGUCACGAAUCUUCUGCUGGAAAAUCCGAAUCUGAAUUCAACACAUCUUUUCCGAGCGGACAUCUUACAAGACAGUGCACAGAUAUUGAGGACAGUGGCAGAGAAGGAACAGCAGUGCCAGUACAUCAAUGGAGGCCAAGAUGCCGAAAAUGGGACAAUCACGGACAGUCCAGACACCCUCGAGAAGGCACCGCAACUGGAUGGAGCAACUCUUACCAGGAAAGUCCUAAGGAGACUCAUCCCUCGCAAACCACAACUCGACCGUCCACUGAACCAGUGGUGCUAUGUCUAUAACCUAUCGAAGAACCCGAAUAUCGACAAGGGCCAUGUCGUGGUAUAUGUGCCGGACGUCGAAAGCGAGGCUGACAUGCCUUGGUAUCAUCCACCGGUCCAGUCAUUGGCAUAUUUCUACAAGCGUACGGGAAGUGAAACCACGCUUUCCAUUCAUUAUCUACCCUUCACGCGAUCAACGGAUCCAUUACCUUCGCGGCUGCACCGCACAUUCAUCUCACUCCUUCAAAGAUUUCUCAGGCUUGCGAAGAACCCUGCUCCCGCGCAGAGCCUAAACGGCUCGCAUGCCCAGUCAGACAGUAUCACUGCAACCACCCAAUCGAUGACCCCAUCCGCUCUCAAGGACACCAUCCUCCCCCAGCACGUUGUUCAAGACACCUACAGCCGCCUUAAACAGCGAUACGCCCAGGACCUGAUAUCGCGCUGGGCAGAAAGCACGGAGCCGUCAAAGCAUGUCUUCGAAGAUCUCUCCAUCGCCGCCUUUGUCAUUGAACUCUGGAAGCAAAUGUACACGCCAGACACAUUCCCGGGCUUCGUCGACAUCGCCUGCGGCAACGGCGUGCUCAGCUACGUGCUCAUCCAAGAGGGCUAUCAGGGCCGGGGCUUCGACGCUCGCAGGCGCAAGAGCUGGGCAGUCCUGGGCAUGAACGACCAUCUGGAUGAAAUGAUCUGCGUGCCGCAGCCCUUCCUCGACGCCGCCUCCGAGGAUGAAGGCCUUCAGGAGCUGAUGAUGAGAGCACAAAUCUACGACGGCCUCUUCAAGCCAGGCACGUUCAUUAUCUCGAAUCACGCGGAUGAACUCACGCCAUGGACGCCGGUCCUGGCCGCCUUGUCGUGUCCAGAACACCCGCUCCCGUUCCUGGCGAUACCGUGCUGCUCGCAUGCGCUCAGUGGUUCGAAACACCGAUACUCGGCCAAGGACAUCAUCAUCCACAACCGCGGCGUAGCAGCUUCUUCUGCAAAGCUUAACGAUCAAGAAGAACAGCCAGCUUCCGGCGAUUUGAAGUCCCUGCGCGCCGCGAAAGUCAAAGCUGCCAGCCAUACGGACGACAAGUCCAUGUACGCGUGCUUGACGAGGAAAGUCGUUGCGCUCGCCGAGGAGAUCGGGUUCGACGUCGAAUUGACGCUGAUGCGCAUCCCCAGCACACGGAACAUCGGCAUCGUGGGCAACAGGAAAGGAGCCUCUACAUCACGAGACGCGUCCAAUCUGGAGCAGCAGCUCGAGACGCUAUCGAUCAAUAGUGGCGACACGACGAAGAAAAUCCACAACCUGAUCGACCGUGAAUGCGCAGUCUCGGGCAGGAUUCAAGAAGCGGCCGCGACAUGGAUCGAACGAGCAGAGAAGCUCCAAAAGGGCAGUGGACGAGGGAAAGUCAACCUCGGCGGGAAACAGCAAGCCUGAGCAACCACAAGAUCUGAACAUUCAUCAUGAUACACAUUAUGCCCUGAGCCUUUUGUCUGGUUAGAUCCAGAUUUAUGUACUCCCGCUCCUCGACAGACUCCUGGAAGCCGGAUGACUGGUGCCAUCAUCCUCGACGUUCGGCAGCGCGACGUUGAACAUACUGUCCGCCCACUCGGCAAACGUAUCAAAAUCCCAGACUGCAUUCUCGGGCCCUUUGCCCUUCCUUGAAAUCUGGCUUGCGCCAUUCAUCUUACCACCGCCGCCGCCCAGUCGGUUAACAUACGCAUCGAAGAAAGCUUCGUAGAUCUGGACAACCUGAUCCUCGACCGCAGCAACGAGUGUUUCUCUAGUCCGCAUGUCAUCUAAAUACUGCUCCAAUUUGGCGCGCAGAAUCGGGAUUUCUUUCUCGAUAUGCUUCCUCGUCGCCGACACCGAGUUCUCGAGCGCGUUGUUUUUGACACUGGCCUUCUCCACGUCUCGGGGCAGGUCUUUCG
This is a messenger RNA of Exophiala xenobiotica, 2496 nucleotides long. RefSeq lists its product as uncharacterized. Gene Ontology annotation, biological process: tRNA methylation. The transcript has a single exon. The record is from RefSeq and is a predicted model, not a curated record. Gene Ontology annotation, molecular function: tRNA (uridine) methyltransferase activity. Bases 212 to 2002 code for a protein of 596 amino acids. Lineage: Eukaryota; Fungi; Ascomycota; Eurotiomycetes; Chaetothyriales; Herpotrichiellaceae.